Messenger RNA from Tupaia belangeri chinensis (Chinese tree shrew), 3236 nucleotides. RefSeq names its product cell surface glycoprotein CD200 receptor 1. Gene Ontology annotation, cellular component: external side of plasma membrane. The transcript is spliced from 9 exons. The coding region runs from base 351 to 1463 and encodes 370 amino acids. NCBI's taxonomy places the organism in Eukaryota, Metazoa, Chordata, Mammalia, Scandentia, Tupaiidae. Gene Ontology annotation, molecular function: signaling receptor activity. Gene Ontology annotation, biological process: regulation of neuroinflammatory response. The record is from RefSeq and is a predicted model, not a curated record.
CAGUGCCUUACUGUAAAGUUUAUCUGUGUACAGCAGAAGUGAGAAGAGAACCAAUGAGCUGAAAGAUAACUCAAUCAAUCUGCUUCCUCCGUCCUUGCUUCAUUGCUUUGUACAGGAAAUCUGUUGCUGUGUCAAGUUCCAGAGAAGAGUUUCUUCUCUCCCAAGUUACUAAUCAGUCUGGAACACAUAGAGUUGAAGGAAGGAGCCAGGAGGAAAGGAAUGCUCUGCUACUGAAGGGCUAAGGACCUAGCACAGAGAAGUUGACCAGAGAGUUCACCAUGCUCACGGCUCCUUCCUUACCUGUGUGGAGGAGAAACACUGAGUGAGAGGCGAACACGAAGAAAACAGAAAUGCCCUGUCCUUGGAGAACUUCUGACCUAGUACUCCUACUGAGUUUGACCAUCUUCGUGGCUGAAGUGGAAGGUGCUGUUCAACAAAGUAACUCAUUAAUGUCACAAACAAGGAAGGACAACAGCACUUUAGCUUUAAAUAGUUCCUGUACAAAUGGAAAGGAGACAACAUUGAAUAAUUCAGUACCUCCAACAGAAGCUUUUUAUAAUAAUUCAUCUCUGACAACACACUCGGAAAGUCCAAAGCAAAAAAUGGUUUCUGCUGAAGUUGAUAUUCCACUCUUCGUGCUGAUGAAUUCGAAGGCCGUGCUCUGUUGCCCUCCUGUCUCACGGACGUAUAUGAUAGGGGCGACAUGGGAAAUAAUUCUCAGAGACAAGCCUGCCUGCAUAAAAGCCUACAAGGCAGAUAGCAAUGAGACCAAGGACGUCAACUGUACUGACAGGAGAAUAACCUGGGUCUCCAGACCCGAUCAGAAUCUUAGCCUUCGAAUCGAUCCAGUGUCCAUUACACAUGAUGGGGAUUACAAAUGUGAAAUUGCAGCAUCUGAAGGGAAUUUCCAGUGUGGUUAUCACCUCCAAGUACUGGUGCCCCCUGAAGUGACCCUGGUUUCAAGUAAAAACAGGACUGCAACAUGCAAGGCAGCGGGGGCCAAGCCAGCCGCUCAGAUCUCCUGGACCCCAGAGGGGCACUGCAUCACUGAGCAAGAACAUCUGGACAAUGGCACGGUGACUGUCCAGAGCACUUGCCUCUGGUCAGACAGCAACGUGUCUGCUGUGACCUGCUCGGUCUCCCACUUAGCUGGCAACAAGACUCUGUCUGAAGAGCUGAAUCCUGGAGCUAACGCAUCAGAACUAUUAGGUAUCCCAUAUAUUAUCCUUUGUACUAUUGUGAUUUUGAUCAUCAUGGGAUUCAUGAUUUGUUUUUUGAAAACCAGUGGCUGCAGAUUAUGUAAAUUGAAAAAAACAGAAGUGACUUCAGUUGUUGAAGAGGAUGAAAUGCAGCCUUAUGCCAGCUACACAGAGAGGAACAACCCACUGUAUGAUACCACAAACAAGGUGAAAAUGUCUCAGGGCUUACAGAGUGCAGUUGAUGGAGUGAGUCUCUGGACUUGAUAAAUUAUUGAAAUUUAGCACCAAGAGGACUAAAUGAAGAUAUAGGACAAUGACUGUUUUGAUUUUAUAGACUGGGAGACUCACUUAGAAAUGAGUUCUUUGAAGAUUCUUAGAAGACAAAGACAAUCUAAUGAUUUUGCACUCAUUUCUUUAUAUGAUUGGAAUUUCCGAAUCACAGCUGCUACAAGCUAGUUCUCUGGAGAACUGAUAGUUAUUGCAAAGGAAGCACAUGCUCAUGAUAAAUAUUCAAACUACUGUAUAGUAAAUAAUGAAGAUGAAAUAUUUUCAAGAAAUAACUCUGAAGAAGGAACAAUCAUCAGUGGUUUCUUGUGUAUUCUUGCAAAAAUCUUCUGUCAUAGGCAGAUAGUACUUGUGUGUGUUUUGAUGUCUAUUUGCAUAUACAUACACAUCCUUAUCAUAUCAAGACACAGGUGGGAGCAUAUCUUAACGUGGUUACAUACUUAUAAAAAGCUAACAAUAUGAAAUGACUUGGAGAUCUUUACAUAUCAAUACAAGCAGACUACCUCAUUCUCUUAUAGUGUCUACAUAAAAUUCCACUGUAUGGUUGCAUCUCAGUUUUAUUAAACACAGUCCUGGUGAUGGACAUCUUGAUGGUUUUGAGUUUUGUUUGUCUUACAACUGUACAUGAUAUCGGAUAGAAUGUUUCUUGUGGAUCUAUUGCUUUGUAUUUAUUAGAGUAUAAGUUAGGUAACGUUAGGAACAUUUUAUUAAGUGGAAUUGCUCUGCCAAAGAGUUCGUGCAUUCUUCUUACUGAUAAAUAUGUUAAAUUGUAUCACUUAUGGUCUGUCCUCUUACUGUUUAAGUAUCUUUCUCUAUAUUACUAUUUUAAUAGCUGUAAGAUUUAUACCUCCCCCAUCCCAAUCUCCCCUUUUUAAUCAACCAGUUAGCUAAUAAAAUGUAAGAUUAUAGUAAGAGUUAUACUAUUUAAUAAAACUAGAUUUAUGUAUUUCUGUCGUGUUUAUGGUGGAUGGAGGCGGGACACAUACGCGAGGAUGUCAGUUUUUUCUGGACUCACCAUGUCUGUAUAGAGCUAUUGAUACCUAAUGCCUAAUGGUUUUGCAAGUGUGAUAAAUUAUAAAUGUAUAUUUUUAUAGCAUGUAUUCCGUUGCGAUGUAUUUGUCAAGUAACAAAUUUUAUUGACUAUGCAAGCAGCUAAAUAUGCAUUAUGGAGGACUUGGAGUAUGUAUGAAAUAUGGCUAUGACCUAAGAGAUUGACCAUGGGAUGACAUUUUUUUCAUGGGGUAGAAUUUAGGGACUAUGUAUAUUAAUACUUUUUAAUUUAUAAAAUAUUUUACAUAAUAAUUAUUUAAAAUAUCUGUUCAUACUAUAUCAGAAGGAACAUUGAAAGUCUUUUAUCAUGAUAGAAAUUAAAGCAAAAUUAAUUAGUUCUUAUGCCAUUUGACAUUUAAGAUGGCUAUUUUGUCGUAUUCAUGUUUUCCUUCCUUUAGACACUUUAGUUACCCUAGCUUUAAUCUUUAAAGAGAUUUUAAGUCUAUUUUGGAUGUAAAAUUAAUACAAUGACACUUGGUACAUUAUAUUUAUGUGUAUAUAUAUAUAUGUUUGUUUUUCACCCAGAGGAUGUGUGUGCUUGCCAGAGAGAGUAAGAGAGAAUGUACUCCCACUGGAGCAUGGUCAUUCCUGAACCCUUCUCCGUUUCUCCAUUCUGGCAGUGUGUUUGGGGCGUGUACACAAAUGGACUGAUGUUUUUUUUUUUUUGGAGAGGUUUUUGCUAUAGGUCACGUGCGCUAGCCA